AUGCCGACCAAACAAUUCAACAGCUUCUGGCGCAGGAAGCUUAGUAGCCAAUGCUUCAGACUUCAGGUGCAAACUACAAAUCGCCCAGUUGCUUUAGCUAUUCCUUCCCGACGUUCGUUAUGCACAUUAUCAGCGAGUCUACCGGGGACAACUCGCCCAUCAAAACCCCAUAGGACACCAGUUUCCAAUGCCAAUACACACGGCUGCAAGUUCGCGUCUAGACUUGCGCGAGCUAUAGCACCGCGCCCUGGUGGAGCGACCGAAACCUACAUCGCAUAUGGAAUGACCCAGAAGCUAUUCGAGGCUUGUUCCAGCCAAGGGGACUACAGGAUACCCCAGCUACAAGAGAAGAAUGCCCAGGUUCCCAAGACGGAGGCCGGAGAGGAUCUAGGUGUUGGAGAAGGUUGGUGGUAUCAAGAAUUAGGCCUUGUCCCAACCUUUUCAACGUGGUCUCAGAUUACUUUUCUCCAUAUGUACCUAUUAACGGCUCGACUUCGGGCACUGCCGUCUCAUGAGAGUCUUCAGACGUAUUCGCGCCAUUUGAUCGACCACUUCUCACAUAGUGCCGAGCAUCGUAUGGAUGUGCUUCAUGGCUUGACGAGUCGUGCUAUCAGGAAUAAGUUCUUGAAGGACCUUUUCAUCCAGUGGCGUGGUGUUCUUGCCGCAUACGAUGAAGGUCUCAUCAAAGGGGAUGCUGUCCUAGGUGCUGCUGUGUGGAGAAAUUUGUGGAAAGCGAGUUAUAACACCCCUGACGGGAAUGAGAUUGAGUGGGAAAAAGUUGCGCGUGUUGUCGCCUAUAUGCGGCGGUUGCUCUCAGAACUUUCGAAGCUGGAUGACGCAGAUCUGAUCUUCCAGUUAGGUUCACCGAACAAGGGCAAACCUGGUGUGUUUUCACCCUCUGAUGCAGACAGGCUUUUGGUAGAGAAAAAGCGAUAG
Messenger RNA from Aspergillus puulaauensis, 936 nucleotides. RefSeq lists its product as uncharacterized. Bases 1 to 936 code for a protein of 311 amino acids. Gene Ontology annotation, biological process: mitochondrial respiratory chain complex III assembly. NCBI's taxonomy places the organism in Eukaryota, Fungi, Ascomycota, Eurotiomycetes, Eurotiales, Aspergillaceae. The transcript has 3 exons. Gene Ontology annotation, cellular component: mitochondrion. The record is from RefSeq and is a predicted model, not a curated record.